GCCCCCGGGCCCGAGCAGCAGCGCCCGCGGCCCCGGCCCGUGUCGCCGCAGCCAGCGCAAGGUUCAUACUUUGGAAACAAAAGAUCUAAUGCAGAAAACACAUUUGCAUCAGAUAUUACUUUUGGUACAAGCUCAUCUUCUGCACGAGAUAGUAAUUAUCCUCAAAUACUAAAAACACCAUUAUUUGCUGGGAAUCCUCAGAGAUCAGGUUAUAAAAGUUGGACACCACAAAUGGGAUAUUCAGCUACAUCAUCAUCUGCAGUUUCAACACACUCCCCAUCAGUUAUUGUAGCUGUUGUAGAAGGUAGAGGACAUGCCAGAGGUGAAAUCGGAAUGGCAAGUAUUGAUUUAAGAAGCCCACAAAUUAUAUUAUCUCAGUUUGCAGAUAACACAACAUAUGCAAAGGUGAUCACUAAACUCAAAAUUUUAUCACCUUUGGAAAUAAUAAUGUCAAAUACUGCUUGUGUUGUGGGGAAUUCAACUAAGUUGUUUACUCUGAUCACAGAAAAUUUCAAGAAUGUUAAUUUUACUACUAUCCAAAGGAAAUACUUCAAUGAAACAAAAGGACUAGAGUACAUUGAACAGUUAUGCAUAACAGAAUUCAGCACUGUCCUAAUGGAGGUCCAGUCCAAGUAUUACUGCCUUGCAGCUGUUGCAGCUUUAUUAAAAUAUGUUGAAUUUAUUCAAAAUUCAGUUUAUGCACCAAAAUCGCUGAAGAUUUGUUUCCAGGGUAGUGAACAGACAGCCAUGAUAGAUUCAUCAUCAGCCCAGAACCUUGAAUUACUAAUUAAUAAUCAAGACUGUAGGAAUAAUCAUACGCUCUUUGGUGUUUUAAAUUAUACUAAGACUCCUGGAGGAAGUAGAAGACUUCGUUCUAAUAUAUUAGAACCUCUAGUUGAUAUUGAAACCAUUAACAUGAGAUUAGAUUGUGUUCAAGAACUACUUCAAGAUGAGGAACUCUUUUUCGGACUUCAGUCAGUUAUAUCAAGAUUUCUUGAUACAGAGCAGCUUCUUUCUGUUUUAGUCCAAAUUCCAAAGCAGGACACGGUUAAUGCAGCUGAAUCAAAGAUAACGAAUUUAAUAUACCUAAAACAUACCUUGGAACUUGUGGAUCCUCUAAAGAUUGCUCUGAAGAACUACAACACACCUUUAUUAAGAGCUUACUGUGGUUCCUUGGAAGAUAAAAGGUUUGGAAUCAUACUUGAAAAGAUUAAAACAGUAAUUAAUGAUGACACAAGAUACAUGAAAGGAUGCCUAAACAUGAGGACUCAGAAGUGCUAUGCAGUGAGAUCCAACAUCAAUGAAUUUCUUGACAUAGCUAGAAGAACAUAUACAGAGAUUGUAGAUGACAUAGCAGGAAUGAUAUCACAGCUUGCAGAAAAAUAUAAUCUUCCUUUGAGGACAAGUUUUAGCUCUGCUCGAGGAUUUUUCAUCCAGAUGACUAUAGAUUGUACAGCCCUACCAAAUAAUCAACUUCCUUCAGAAUUUAUUAAGCAGAUAUCCAAAGUGAAAAGUUCUUACACCUUUACAUCAGCAGACUUAAUUAAAAUGAAUGAAAGAUGUCAAGAAUCUUUGAGAGAAAUCUAUCACAUGACUUAUAUGAUUGUGUGCAAACUGCUUAGUGAGAUUUAUGAACAUAUUCAUUGCUUAUAUAAACUAUCUGACACUGUGUCAAUGCUGGAUAUGCUACUGUCAUUUGCUCAUGCCUGCACUCUUUCUGACUAUGUUCGGCCAGAAUUUACUGAUACUUUAGCAAUCAAGCAGGGAUGGCAUCCCAUUCUUGAAAAAAUAUCUGUUGAAAAACCUAUUGCCAACAAUACCUAUAUAACAGAAGGAAGUAAUUUUUUGAUCAUAACUGGACCUAAUAUGAGUGGGAAAUCCACAUAUUUAAAACAGAUUGCUCUUUGUCAGAUUAUGGCCCAGAUUGGAUCAUAUGUUCCAGCAGAAUAUUCUUCCUUUAGAAUUGCUGAACAGAUUUUUACAAGAAUCAGUACCGAUGAUGAUAUUGAAACAAAUUCAUCAACAUUCAUGAAGGAAAUGAAAGAGAUAGCAUAUAUUCUACAUAAUGCUAAUAACAAAUCACUCAUAUUAAUUGAUGAACUUGGCAGAGGUACCAGUACAGAAGAAGGUAUUGGCAUUUGUUACGCUGUUUGUGAAUAUCUGCUGAGCUUAAAGGCAUUUACACUGUUUGCUACGCAUUUCCUGGAACUAUGUCAUAUAGAGGCCCUGUAUCCUAAUGUAGAAAACAUGCAUUUUGAAGUUCAGCAUGUAAAAGACACUUCAAGAAAUAAAGAAGCAAUCUUGUAUACCUACAAACUUUGUAAGGGACUCACAGAAGAGAAAAAUUAUGGAUUAAAAGCUGCAGAGGUGUCAUCACUCCCACCAUCAAUUGUCUUGGAUGCCAAAGAGAUCACAGCUCAAAUUACCAGACAAAUUUUGCAAAACCAAAGGAGUACCCCUGAGAUGGAAAGACAGAGAGCUGUGUACCAUCUAGCUACUAGACUUGUUCAAACUGCUCGAAAUUCUCAAUUGGAUCCAGACAGUUUACGAAUGUAUUUAAGUAAUCUCAAAAAGAAGUAUGAAACAGAUUUUUCCAGGGCUGAACAAGUUUCACGAAAGACUGAAGAAUGACAAUUCACAUCAUGUAAUAAUGAAAUAAUAUAUCUCAAUAUGGGGAAGCUAGAAUUCAUUUUUCCUAAGAGCAAAAGAAAAUACUUGCUAAAUUUUAUAUCUUAAUGGAAAAUUACAUUAUAUUAACCUCAUAAUUAUCUAUAUAUUGUGUAUAAGAAAAUAUUUGUUAUAACUUAACAUGAGAACCAUUAAAAGGACUGAUUUUUAUGUUAGAACAAUGUCAGUGUAACAUGACAGUUUUUUUCUUAUUUAUGAAAAUUCAUAUUAAGUCUUAGGUGUAUUUAUACUUACAAGUUAUGGUUUAAAAUGUUAUUGUAAAUACCUUAGUUUAAAAAUAUUUUUUUUCCAAUCAUAGGUGAGUUCUUUUUACACUCUCUUCUGAAGCAGUAAGACCCUAUGACUCAAUAAUUUCUUAAUUAGUACCCCAGAAUUCCAUGCGUAUGAAGUUUGUUAGAACAGUACUGGAAACUUUAGACUAUUCUUUUUGACAUUGAGUAUAGUUCUAAAGGGUGAUAAUAAACAGAUAUUUUGUAAUUCAGAAAAUGUUUUUUGGAAGGGGGAGUUGUCAUCACCCACUCUUUCAGUUUUCCAAAUACCAGGCAUUCCAUUUUCUACUCACCAAACUCUUUUCCAUGUUUCAUUUUUGGUCAUCUUUUUUAGGCGAGUAACCAAAGCAGCCAAAAGAUAAUAUUGAUUCAUUUGGCUCAGGAAGCAUUUUAUAGAACUGUUUUCCAUAGGCAUGUGGAUUAUACCACCAUUUCAGAGUUUACCUGAAGGUCAUUCUUGUUUCAUAAGUGGACAUAAGAAAAUGGAAGACAAUCAGUUAGUUGGUCAGUAACUGUAAAGAGCAGGGCUGU
Messenger RNA from Canis lupus familiaris (dog), 3488 nucleotides. It is a transcript of the gene MSH4, whose product is annotated as mutS homolog 4. The record is from RefSeq and is a predicted model, not a curated record. The transcript is spliced from 20 exons. Gene Ontology annotation, molecular function: mismatched DNA binding; ATP-dependent DNA damage sensor activity; ATP binding. The coding region runs from base 232 to 2631 and encodes 799 amino acids. Gene Ontology annotation, biological process: mismatch repair; reciprocal meiotic recombination. Gene Ontology annotation, cellular component: nucleus. NCBI's taxonomy places the organism in Eukaryota, Metazoa, Chordata, Mammalia, Carnivora, Canidae.